Molecule: messenger RNA, 2113 nt
Organism: Penaeus monodon (black tiger shrimp)
Lineage: Eukaryota; Metazoa; Arthropoda; Malacostraca; Decapoda; Penaeidae
Product: protein prune homolog 2-like
Cellular component (GO): cytoplasm
Source: RefSeq, a predicted model, not a curated record
GCACACUAAUGCGCUCAAGCCAAGGAGGUCUGGAAGUAACUGCAAAUACAAGGGUUUCAAAUUCCAGUGGAAAGAAGCGAUAUAACUCAUGUAGUUUCUGCUCAGGUUACCUCAUAUCGGAUUUAUAAGCGAGUGAACCUCUUGUCAGACACCCUACGCACUGGCAUGUUCCUCUCAAUCGAUAAAAUCAAUGUUGUCCUCGGUAAAACACGAAGCAAACCUACAGUUGGUCCUACAUGGCAAAACGCGACUCGCACAAUGAAGUCGUCUACGCAAUCCUCAUCUUGCCUAGUGUUACUUGCGGGGAGGAACGCCCAACUCUCCUCGCCACAGUGAAAUAGGCGAAACAAGGCAAGAAUUCACACUAGUCAACACCACUUUUGGCCUGCUAAGAGAAUCAAUUCCUGAGAGGAACCAACACAGACUACACGACCUAUAUUAGUGCUCAGUCAAUACCAUGUGCUCUUUGGGUGAGGGGACCGGUGACCCAGCCAGCGAGGAGAGCAUGGAUGUAUCUGAAGCUUCCAACAGCAGUGGAACCUUGGCCAACCAGUCACCUCUCUCUGACCACAUUCCCAACAACAUCUACUCCUUUGAGCACAGUGUCCGCGACCCCCUUCGGUUCCCAAUGCAGCAGAACGGACGGUUAGUAGGAGCAGCUGUGGAGGGCAAUGUUCCUCCAUCAGCUGGAGGAGGAGCUGCAGCUGAAGCAGCCGGAGGCCAUAGACCUUCACCAUUCAAUCUUUCCCACUUGGAAUUUUCACUUCCAGACACAGAGAUAUAUGAGGCAGAACCAGUGGACUUUCCUAGUUCCCCAACCGCCCUUCGCUCCAUGGUCCACCCCAGUGACGACAGCCUUGGAAUGGGUGUCAGACUGGCAGAGAGGGAGGAGCCCCCACAAGCCCCUGCCACUCCUACUGAAGAAGACCGGUCCAUGUAUACUGCAGUAGUGUCUCCGCCCACUGGUCAGGUCACCCUCCGUAAAGAACGUCCAUCCAGUCUAGAAGUAAAUCGUAAGAAGCGCCUCACAGUCACAGAGGAACUGCUCACAGUGGCGGUAGAUGAUGAUCAGCAUUCCAUCUCAUCACUCAGUCAGCACAGCCUCUCACAUGAUGAAUUCACAGACAUGUUGACUCCAGAUGAUAUAGACACGCCAGAUGAGCUUGAGGAAUCCAUCAUGGAGCGUCUUGGUCCACAGCCCACCAUAGACCCACUUCCAGAGUACACAAUAACGCAGGAAACCUCAGAGGAAAGGUCAUGGCGAUCUGUCGUAAUAUCGGGUAUUGAACGGCGCAUUGACAUGAAGGUCAUUGAACCCUACAAGAAGGUGCUAAGUCAUGGAGGCUAUCUUCCAAGCAGUAAUGAAGCAAUUAUUGUCUUUUCUGCAUGUUUCCUGCCUGACAGGUCACGCAAAGACUAUGAUUAUGUAAUGGACAACCUUUUUAUGUAUGUCUUGACAACCUUAGACCAGCUGAUUGCAGAGGACUACGUAUUGGUUUAUCUUCACGGGGCCACAACACGAGGGAAUAUGCCCUCUUUCGCUUGGCUUAAGCGCUGCUAUCAGAUGAUUGACCGACGUCUGCGGAAGAACCUGCAGGGCCUUUACCUGGUCCAUCCGACGUUCUGGGUCAAGACAGUGGUUGUGAUGACAAGGCCUUUUGUCAGUGCCAAGUUCGCAAGGAAACUCAGGUUUGUGAAUAGCCUGAAAGAAUUAUCAAGUCUUAUCCCUAUGGACCAAGUAUGCAUCCCUGACCGAGUGAAACAAUAUGAUGAAAUACGCGAAAGUUUGUUAGAGAAGGCAUGAAGAUAUGGACAACACUUGGAAGGUCGAGAAGGAUCUUGGCCUUAAUCUUAGACAUAAUGAAGACGUAUCGAGUCUCUGUAAAGAUGGAACCAGAGCUGUUACCUGCAUUGAUUUCAUCCUAGAAGAAGCGACUGUAUGGACAUAGUGUAUAGUACAAUAGAAUUCCCUCUUUGAAAAUGAUUCCUUUGUUGUUGGUUGUGGAUUGACAAUAGUGUGUUGGUAAGAAGUUCUGUGAUGAAAAAAAAGGGACAUGUAAUAUGUACGGUUAGACUCCAGUAUAUGUAUAAUUUGACCAAGCGGUGAAAUUUG